GUUUUUAAAUUUAACAUUACAUCAGGAAGAUAAUCCUCUGCCUCUGCAGUUUUCAUCUUUAUCUAAGACUCAUUGACACCCCGGGGCUGACAUCAGAUUGGUGGCAGCCACGCCAAUAUCUACCCUUUGUUCCCUCUCUCUUUCCUGGCGUAACGGUCACCGCUUGUGUUUGAGUUUCACGGCGUGAGCUGUCAGAGGUGAUCUCCUCUCUCGCUCUCGUUCACCUCCCCUUUUUGGUUUCCUGCACUUUUCAUUGACUUCCUCUUGAGAGGAGAGAAAGGAGGAGAACAGCAGAAAAAGAUCUACAAAGCAGCCAAGUAAGAGAAAAAAAAAAAAAAGCAGCUACAGCCAUGUGUUGUACAGGAAAAUGCGCCCGCCUGGUGGGCCUCAUCCUGCUGCCUUCAGCCUUCGUUUGCAUGAUCUCCAACCUGCUGCUCUUCUUCCCCGAUGGGAAGAAACUGGAAUCCGAAAACAUCUCCACCGAGGUCUGGCUCAUGGGGGGGCUCAUCGGAGGAGGUCUGAUAAUGCUGUGUCCGAGCUGCUCAGCUAUCAGGGCCGGGGGCAAGGGUUGCUGUGGAAAAGGUUGCUGUGGCAACCGCUGUCGGAUGCUCAACUCGGUCUUUUCCUCUAUUUUCGGCCUUCUUGGAGGGAUAUACUGCACAAGUGUCGCCUCUGCUGGUUUGGCUGUUGGACCCAAGUGUCAGGUGGAAAGCGGUGAUUGGGAGUACCCCUUUAAAGAUUUGGGCACGGGUAAUACAAGCUACCUUGUAAACAAGGAUGUGUGGACUGAGUGUGUGCACCCUGAAAAUAUAGUGCUGUGGCAUGUCGUUCUGUUCUCCAUCCUGCUGAGCAUGGGCGUGCUGCAGGUGGUGCUCUGCGGCAUCCAGGCGGUCAACGGCUGUUUGGGAUGCCUCUGCGGGGAUUGUCGGGACAGCAAAGACGAUGACAGCGGGCUGUAAGGGUGAAGAAGAUAAUCCUGCCGUGACCAGCCUUGAAAAAGGGCCCGGGCACUUUUCUCUAUUUGUUCAGAUUCACAUCUCUCUGUGAAGAAGCUCUCUGACUUGCUUUUGUUUCUUUCUUUUUAGUAUGUGUCAAAGCCUUACUCCAUUAUUUUGUGAACUGCAUUUUUUGUGUGUGUAUUUCCUGACUUUAUUUAGUUGAAAUAAUUUCUUCAAUAAUGAGUAAUUCCCUCACUGAAGAAUCCACAUGAGUCAGACAUAAAUAAAAUGUAAAUAACUACUUUGUUUGGGCUUGCACUGUAUAGCAGGUGAAUGUGACAAAAAUUUGAUAAAAGCUAUGGAUGAAUUAAAAAAAUAAAAUAAAGGA
Archocentrus centrarchus (flier cichlid) is the source of this 1326-nucleotide messenger RNA. It is a transcript of the gene tm4sf5, whose product is annotated as transmembrane 4 L six family member 5. Gene Ontology annotation, cellular component: membrane. The transcript is spliced from 5 exons. The record is from RefSeq and is a predicted model, not a curated record. The coding region runs from base 351 to 959 and encodes 202 amino acids. Lineage: Eukaryota; Metazoa; Chordata; Actinopteri; Cichliformes; Cichlidae.